GGAGCCUUAGGUACAGAAACUAAUAGACCCUCUUCUGCAGCACAAUGCGUAGCCUAUAUUGCGGUAACAGAAUUGCCUCAGAGGCAAUGGCCAGAUUUAAUAGCAAAUCUGGUCAGCAAUGUAUGCCAAGGAAACUCUACAGAAAUGCAGAAAGAAGCUACCCUGGAGGCCAUCGGCUACAUUUGCCAGGAGAUUGAUUCUGAUGUACUCGUAACCCAGUCGAAUGAUAUAUUAACUGCCAUCGUUCACGGAAUGAGAGCCACCGAACCGAGCAAUCACGUACGUUUAGCCGCAACGCAAGCUCUGCUCAACUCUCUGGAAUUCACGAAAGCCAACUUUGACCAACCUACCGAGAGGAAUUAUAUAAUGGAAGUUGUGUGUGAGGCAACUCAGUCUCCCGAGUCUCAAAUAAAAGUCGCCGCCCUCCAAUGCUUGGUUAAGAUAAUGUCGUUGUACUAUCAGCACAUGGAACCUUACAUGGCUCCGGCGCUCUUUCCGAUCACGCUGGAAGCGAUGAAAUCCGAAAACGAUGCCGUGGCCUUACAGGGCAUUGAAUUCUGGUCGAACGUGAGUGACGAGGAAGUAGAUCUCGCGAUUGAAGAUUCCGAGGCUACUGAAGCGGGAAGGCCUCCAGCUAGAGUUUCCAGACAUUAUGCAAAGGGAGCCCUACAGUACAUCGUUCCCAUCCUGCUUCAGAAACUCACCAAACAAGAAGAACUCGAUGAUGAAGACGAUUGGAAUCCGAGUAAAGCAGCAGGAGUUUGUUUGAUGCUUCUCGCCACAUGUUGCGAAGAUGAGAUCGUUCCCCACGUUCUGCCUUUCAUCAAAGACAACAUCAAAUCCGAUAAUUGGAGAUUCAGAGAUGCUUCGCUGAUGGCGUUCGGGUCCAUCCUCGGCGGAUUGGAAAGCACGACUUUGAAGCCGUUAGUCGAGCAAGCCAUGCCGACUUUGAUAGAGCUCAUGUACGACAAUAGCGUUAUUGUGAGAGACACAGCCGCGUGGACAUUCGGUAGAAUAUGCGAAAUAAUACCAGAAGCAGCCAUAAACGAAACGUAUUUGAAACCUCUUCUGGAAAGUUUGAUAACCGGUCUCAAGGCCGAACCCCGGGUCGCCGCUAACGUAUGCUGGGCUUUCUCUGGUUUGGUCGAGGCGGCGUACGAUAACGCCGAUGUUAGCGACGAAAUGGGAACGCCAGACACAUACAUUCUCUCUCAGUACUUUGAGUUCAUCAUUCAGAGACUUCUUGAGACUACGGACCGGCCGGACGGCGCUCAGGCCAAUCUCAGACCAGCUGCCUACGAGGCGCUGAUGGAAAUGGUGAAGAAUUCUCCGAAAGACUGCUACGUCACCGUACAGAAAACUACGAUGGUGAUUCUGGAGCGGCUGCAGCAAGUGCUUCAGAUGGAGACGCAUAUAAGUAGUCACAAUGACAGGUCGCAGUUCAACGAUCUCCAGUCUCUUUUGUGCGGAACUCUGCAGUCGGUUCUCAGGAAGGUCACUCCUGAAGAUGCACCACAAAUAUCUGAUGCGAUCAUGACAGCAAUGUUGACCAUGUUCAAUUCAAAUUCUUGUAAAAAUGGAGGAGUUCAAGAAGAUGCUUUAAUGGCUGUCUCCACUUUAGUUGAAGUACUGGGUGAAGGAUUCAUAAAGUACAUGGAUGCUUUCAAACCAUUCCUCUAUCUUGGAUUGAAGAACCACCAGGAAUAUCAAGUGUGUGGCACAGCCGUGGGCUUAACUGGCGAUAUUUUCAGAGCCCUCAAACUCAAAGUUCUGCCAUACUGUGAUGAAAUAAUGACACUGCUUCUAGAAAAUUUAGGCGACCAAUCUGUCCAUCGCAGCGUCAAACCCCAGAUACUGUCCGUAUUUGGAGAUAUGGUUCUCAGCAUUGGACCGGAAUUCAAGAAGUAUCUGGACGUCGUUCUAUCGACUCUUGCUCAGGCUUCUCAGGCGCACGUCGAUAGAAACGAUUUCGAUAUGAUUGAUUACCUCAAUGAUUUGAGGGAGGGAGUAUUGGACGCUUACACGGGAAUAAUACAAGGACUCAAAGGUGAUGGCCCAGUUCCGAACCCAGACGUUAUGAUUCUUGAACCACACAUUCCAUUCAUUGUGCAAUUCAUCACUGUGGUUGCGCAAGAUAACGAACACUCUGAUGGUACAGUUGCUGUAGCUGCCGGCAUCGUAGGAGACUUGUGCACUGCUUUCGGGGCUCCGAUGGUUCAGUUGUUGGAUCUGGAGUCUAUCAACGAAAUGCUUGCGCAAGGAAGACGCAGCAGAAUCACUAGGACAAAGACGUUAGCGACGUGGGCUACUAAAGAGCUGAGAAAACUCAAAGCUGCUAGUUCUACUACAGCUGCUGCUGCUAGUUG
Messenger RNA from Leptinotarsa decemlineata (Colorado potato beetle), 2366 nucleotides. It is a transcript of the gene Fs(2)Ket, whose product is annotated as Importin subunit beta Fs(2)Ket. Gene Ontology annotation, biological process: protein import into nucleus. Gene Ontology annotation, molecular function: small GTPase binding. NCBI's taxonomy places the organism in Eukaryota, Metazoa, Arthropoda, Insecta, Coleoptera, Chrysomelidae. The record is from RefSeq and is a predicted model, not a curated record.